AGAGGAGGUGUUUUAGCGGGGACCGCGAUCCAGGGCUGGAGCGCUGGCGCUGCCCGGACGCCGCGGGGUCCCGGCCAGCUCAGGGCAGUCGGAGCGGGGAUCUGCGCGCCUCACUUUCCCCGCCCGAUGUCGCCGCCCGUCUGCUGAUCGCCUCGCCCCGCUGGUCCCGCGCCGGUGUGGGGUCGUGGAGGUCCCCAGAGGCAGGAAGCCUCCUUCUCAAAGUGGGAAUGGAGGUAAAUUGUUUAACACUAAAAGACCUGAUCAACCCCAGGCAGUCCAGACUAGAUUUUGCAAUUGAAGAUGGGGAAAAUGCGCAAAAGGAAAAUAUAUUUGUUGAUCGCUCAAGGAUGGCCCCGAAGACUCCAAUAAAAAAUGAACCAAUUGAUUUAUCAAAGCAAAAAAUCUUCACUCCAGAAAGAAAUCCCAUUACUCCAGUUAAGCUUGUUGACAGACAGCAGGCAGAACCAUGGACCCCCACAGCUAACCUGAAGAUGCUCAUUAGCGCCGCCAGCCCGGACAUAAGAGACCGGGAGAAGAAAAAGGGACUGUUCCGACCCAUUGAAAACAAGGAUGAUGCCUUUACAGACUCUCUGCAGCUUGAUGUGGUUGGGGACAGUGCUGUGGAUGAAUUUGAAAAGCAAAGGCCAAGCAGAAAACAGAAAAGUCUAGGACUCCUGUGCCAGAAGUUUCUAGCUCGCUAUCCAAGUUAUCCCUUGUCAACUGAGAAAACAACCAUCUCCCUAGAUGAAGUUGCUGUCAGUCUUGGCGUUGAAAGGAGACGUAUCUAUGACAUUGUAAAUGUGCUGGAAUCGCUGCAUCUGGUCAGCCGGGUGGCCAAGAAUCAAUAUGGCUGGCAUGGCCGGCACAGCCUGCCAAAAACCCUGAGGAGCCUCCAGAGACUGGGAGAGGAGCAGAAAUAUGAAGAGCAGAUGGCACAUCUCCAGCAGAAGGAGCUAGAUCUGAUGGAUUAUAAACUUGGAGAACGUAAAAAAGACAACUAUCCAGAUUCUCAAGAUCCACAGUUACUGGAUUUCUCGGAACCCGACUAUCCCUCUUCAUCUGCAAACAGUAGAAAAGACAAGUCUCUGAGAAUUAUGAGCCAGAAGUUUGUCAUGCUCUUCCUCGUCUCCAAAACCAAGAUUGUUACUCUUGAUGUGGCUGCCAAAAUACUGAUAGAAGAAAGCCAGGAUACCCCGGACCAUAGUAAAUUUAAAACAAAGGUACGACGCCUCUAUGACAUAGCCAAUGUUCUGACCAGCUUGGCUCUAAUAAAGAAAGUGCAUGUAACAGAAGAGAGAGGCCGUAAACCAGCCUUCAAAUGGAUCGGGCCUGUGGACUUCAGUUCCAGUGAUGAAGAACUAGUGGAUGUUUCUGCAUCUGUCUUACCAGAAUUGAAAAGAGAAACAUAUGGCCAGAUUCAAGUCUGUGCAAAACAGAGGCUGGCUCGACAUGGUUCUUUCAGCACAGUUCAGGCUUCUGAGAGGAUCCAGAGGAAAGUGAACUCAGAACCCAGCAGCCCUUAUAAAGAAGAACAAGGAUCAAGUGGCUACUCCUUCGAAAUUGGAAGUCUGGCAGCUGUUUACCAACAGAAGAUAGAAGACAGUUCACAGAGGAAAGCCUUUGCCAGUAAGAGAGCGAUGCCGCCGUCAAGCAGCCUGGACCCUGCUGCUCCUUUCCCUGGCCUGUCUGUUGACUCAGAAUAUUGUGCUACUCCUUUAGCACACCAAGUCUUUUCUGCAGCCCAAACGGACCUGCAUGCCUUCCCCGUGCAGAACAGUCUGACUGGACAAGUGGGUGCCUCACCAGCUUCUGCAGCCUCGGACGUGGAGAGCCUGAAACCAGCCCUGCUGGCCAGCCAGCCCAUGGUGUACGUGCCCUCCACCUCACUGUUCAUGCUGUAUGGGAGCCUGCAGGAGGGACCAUCCCCGGGGUCCGAGAGGGACAGCAGAAGCGUGGAAGUCUCAGCAGCAAAGCAGCCGUCCACACCCUCAGUUCCGAAGCGCCUCGGGGAGGAGAGGAAGCCUCAGGAGGAGGAGCCAGCCACUAAAAGACAGAGCAGGGACUACGAAGACAGCCCUCUAGCUCUUGUCAUGCCCAAGAAACCCUCAGAGUCCACAGACGUUGCCUCCCCCAAGACCCCGGGUAACAGCGGCUCAGUGCCCCUCGAAGACAUUCACAGGGAGGCCCAAGUCUCGGCUGCAGAGGAGGCUUCAGGAAAGGCCACGGUCAACUGCUUCAUUUCUUCUGAGUGGGGAAAUCCUUCGAGAGACACAGAGAUAGAAAAGUCUUCAAAAGAAAAUGAAAGCACCAAAGAGCCCUCUUUGCUGCAGUACCUUUAUGUGCAGUCGCCAGCUGGAUUAAAUGGUUUCAAUGUGCUCUUAUCUGGCAGUCAGAACCCCCAUGCCGUGGGACCCCCUUCAGGUCAGCUGCCAUCCCUCAGCAUUCCUUGCAUGGUCUUACCAUCUCCGACGCUGGGCCCUUUCCCCGUUCUCUAUUCUCCCACUAUGCCCAGGCCGCUUUCCUCUGCCCCUGGUGCUCUCCCAAAUGCGGGACCUGUGAAUUUUGGCUUGCCUGGCCUUGGAUCAACAGCUCAUCUUCUCAUCGGCCCUGCAAACAUGGUUAAUCCAAAAUCAUCAGCACUCCCCUCCGCAGACCCUCAGCUUCAGGGUGCCCACUCACUCAAUCUGAGUCCAGAGAUGCCAAGAUCACACAACAUCAUCCAGCCUGAAUCCCCUGCGUAUGCGGGGCAUCCUGUCUCCGUAGUAAAAUUACAACAGUCCCCUGUUCCUGGGACCCCCAAGAGCAUCCGAUGCACACAUCGUGAGACAUUUUUCAAGACACCUGGCAGCCUCGGAGACCCCGUCCUUAGGAGAAGAGAAAGGAAUCCGACACGAAACACCAGCUCAGCGCAGAGGAGACUGGAAAUCCCCAGCAGCGAGGCUGACUAACCUGCCGCCGGGCCGGGCCGGGGUGGGGGACCACCCACCUGACUUUCCCCGUCCCAGGUGAUGCCCUGAUGCUGAAUGCAAAGCGGGACGCAGACCAUCAUCUGCACACAUCGUCCUCUCUCUUUCACCUACCGGUUCUAAUGUUAACUUCCCAUCAUCAUGAAUCAUCUAUUUUCCUGAAAGCAAUUGUUAUUAAUUGUGCAUUUAAUAUCAGUUAGAGUCCAGACUCUGUGCGUGGUGUCACAGUGAAAGCACCGACUGACUUGUGGUUUUGAUUCAAGAAUCCUCUUAUUGCUGGAAGUCGAUCUGAACAGGCUACUGGAGCCUUGUGGUUUUUCUACUGGGGGAGCUGUCUAGCACUUAACUAGGGUGAGCAUUCUUGGCAGGUUUUUCCCCCUCGCCCUGAGUCUAGAUCUGGUGAGAGAAACUUCUUUUCUGCAGUUUAAAAAAGCUACUGCUUCCUUAGGCUUCAUCAGGAAGCCGACUCCAGUUGUGAAUCCUAUGGUAUUAUUUAUUUUGUUCCUGAAAUGGGAUUUAGUGCAAAAAGUUUACAACUACAGCAAAAUGCAUGUUUUUCAGGGUAUGACGACUUGAAUGUUUGUGCUUUUUUCCUCUAAUUUGCCCUGCACUUACUUUACAACCUACUAAUAAUGUGGAUAAAUGUGUAUGCAUGACCGAAUGUUACGACCAAAAUAACUGUGAAUGGCCCACUUGCUAUAAUGAACUGUGCUGAGCCUGUCUGGGCAUGAGAAGCAAGAUGCAUGCUAGCUGCCUAAGAGCUGACCUGUGUGAACAAUGAGGUUUUACUGUUCAUUUGUAAAAAUCCUACCCUGUGCAGUUUCCUUCACUAUGUGCCCCGUGGAUUUUUUAUUUAAACAUUAACUGUAGAGUAUCAGGUAUGGAUGCCUUCAAAGAAUUGCUGUCUUAUUGAAUAAAUCAGGAUGGUAGCAAGUGAUUGAUUAUAUGGAAAAUUGGAACCUGGAUGGGACCUUUUGGUAGAAUUCUGAAGAGUAAUGAUGUAGAAAUUGAUAUAGUUCUGAUAGGUGAUCAUUAUAUUUUUUCCUUUGGCUUUUUUCUUUAUUUGUGGAAGGGUAAGAGGGAAAACGAACACAUUAUGUUCAGUAUCCAAGAGUAUUCAAACCAGUUAUUUUUCGGAGCGUUUCUGAAAAAUAAGAACGGUGAGUGCAGGGAUUCAUUGUUCUAGCAUGAGUACAAUUCUGGAAACUAUUAUGCAAUACCCCUUUGUUAAACCAUAUUGCUUUAGGAUUUCAGUAAGUAGCCAAACUAGCUCUUUGUAUUCCUAGAUUUAUUGAUGUACCUCAUUCUUGUCUCUUCCAGCAAAUGCCUUCCUCUCUCCCUUUUUUCCUUCCCUUCUUCCUUUCUUCAUUCCUUUCUUUUUUAAGCUUCUG
Molecule: messenger RNA, 4357 nt
Organism: Mirounga angustirostris (Northern elephant seal)
Lineage: Eukaryota; Metazoa; Chordata; Mammalia; Carnivora; Phocidae
Gene: E2F7
Product: E2F transcription factor 7
Exons: 13
Coding region: 228-2948 (906 amino acids)
Biological process (GO): regulation of transcription by RNA polymerase II
Cellular component (GO): RNA polymerase II transcription regulator complex
Molecular function (GO): DNA-binding transcription factor activity, RNA polymerase II-specific; RNA polymerase II cis-regulatory region sequence-specific DNA binding
Source: RefSeq, a predicted model, not a curated record